This is a messenger RNA of Mercenaria mercenaria, 462 nucleotides long. RefSeq lists its product as uncharacterized. The record is from RefSeq and is a predicted model, not a curated record. The transcript has a single exon. NCBI's taxonomy places the organism in Eukaryota, Metazoa, Mollusca, Bivalvia, Venerida, Veneridae. The coding region runs from base 1 to 462 and encodes 153 amino acids.
AUGCAGAAGAAAUGUUUCAAAAGAGGUGAAGCCUCUGAAGAUCAUUGUAAAGCACAGAAGAAAGGUUUCAAAAGAGGUGAAGCCUCUGAAGAUCAUUGUAAAGCACAGAAGAAAGGUUUCAAAAGAGAUGAAGCUUCUGAAGAUCAUUGUAAAGCACAGAAGAAAGGUUUCAAAAGAGGUGAAGCUUCUGAAGAUCAUUGUAAAGCACAGAAGAAAGGUUUCAAAAGAGGUGAAGCCUCUGAAGAUCAUUGUAAAGCACAGAAGAAAGGUUUCAAAAGAGGCGAAGCCUCUGAAGAUCAUUGUAAAGCACAGAAGAAAGGUUUCAAAAGAGGCGAAGCCUCUGAAGAUCAUUGUAAAGCACAGAAGAAAGGUUUCAGAAGAAAGGUUUCAAAAGAGGCGAAGCCUCUGGAGAUCAUUGUAAAGCACAGAAGAAAUGUUUCAAAAGAGGUGAAGCCUUUGUAG